Molecule: messenger RNA, 276 nt
Organism: Protopolystoma xenopodis
Lineage: Eukaryota; Metazoa; Platyhelminthes; Monogenea; Polystomatidea; Polystomatidae
Source: the annotation of a GenBank genome assembly
AUGGGUCGAGAGGGUAAUAAGCCCAGUUUUCGUUACACAUGGGCUCGCCUACCGAGUCCCCAAACGUCGAGUCUUCAAGCCCACGAAGACGGAGCGAAUCAACUUGCCAAAAGAGGCUGGGUUCAUUGGCUCAAGCCAAUGGUCGAGGCAGUGGGAGAGAUAGUGCGAAUAGAGUGCACUCCUUGGCAGACUUACACCAUCUGCAGCCUCAUAGUUAUCCAACAGCCAUUGAACCUGCGGUGCAAAUUUGUGAAAAACGGGAAUUAUGAUACUUAG